CCUAAAAAUUGGUAAUCAAGCCAACUGUCAUAUUGCAACUGCACGUAAAAGGUGAAAUUUAUAAGAUUUGCAUGAAACGAACGAUAAAGCUAGUUAUUUAAUUUCUGUAAUUGUCGUUUUGAUUGUGCUCUUUCACUAAAAAAAUCAUAGGCGUUAUAUCGAGAAAAUAAGUAUUCUCAUAGAAACAGAUAUGUAAGCCGACUUCGAAAGAACAUUUGCAAUAUCCUAUGUAGCAGAGUGCUGACGACUACAUGUUUUACAUGUUCUAUUAUAAGAAAUUUCAGUGAAAAAACUAAAAUGGCAGAUAAAGAACAAGUUAUCCAAGCUCUAAGAGCUACACUUAUAUCAGUGAAAGGUGCUUUGACUGUUAAACAAUGCAACCGUGAUUAUCGAGAACUACAAGGAGAAUGGAUACCAUAUAAAAAGUUAGGCUAUCCGACGUUGGAAAAACUAUUUCAAGAUGUUCCUGGAUUUAAAAUAACUCAAAUAAAUGGAGAUUGGGUUGUUGAUGCUAUUGCAAGUCAGGAAACACAACACAUAGCUUCUAUGGUGUCACGUCAGAAGUCAAAUAAAAAACACAACUUGAAAUUGAAUUAUCCAAAUCGGAUACCAAAAAGGCAAGGAUCUUGGAGAAAACCAACUUCAUCAUAUUAUUCCUCCAACUAUAGUAAUCAAUAUUCAAAUCAGUUAUAUCGAGCUAAAUCCAAUACUCCAUUUAUUAACAACAACUACAAUAAGAGUAACAAAUACAAUAAGACCUAUGAUACCAAAAAUUCAUCUCAAAAUGUAAAAAAUUACAAAGGAUCAGCUGAAAAUCAAGACAAAACUGGUAUAAAUACAUCAAAACGCGUAAACACAGCUUUGCAAAACACAAAGGAAACUGAAGAACAAAAACAUUCCAUUAAAAAUGAAAAAGAGACUGACGGAAAAGGUGGCGGCAAAAUUUCGGCUUCACAAAGAUUGUCUAAUUUACGUGAUAGACUUAAUACGGUUGACUUGAUACCGUUGCAACUUCCAGCUCACAAUGAUUAUACAGAAAUUAGUGAUCUUGUGACUCAUGUAGCACCGGCUCAUACAUUGGAGCCUCCGCCAGAUUCGACUUCUUCGAUUGAAAAACUUGAAUGGACUUGUCGCAAGCUAGGGCUACCUCAGCCCACGUACACGGUCCUCGACAUACGACCCAAGCGUGGCCCGGCUAGUUACAUCUGCUCAAUCAAGGUGGGCGGGACGUACUCCGUGUCGUCGUACCCGGACUCGUCUCCGUCGGAGGAGCUGGCUAAAGAGGUGGCGGCCGUGAAACUGCUGGCCGUCAUCGAGAGCUCGGAGAUGGAGGGGCUGCCCACGUCGAGCCCAGCGGGCGCGCUGCAGGCGCUGGCCGCGCUCGCGGCGGACUUCGAGGCCGGAAUCUGGGCCACGCACGUGCCGCAUCUCUACAGACAGAAAUAUAAUGAAAAUUUACCGAACAACUGGCUGGAGUUGGUGGAAAACUGUCCCCUUAUACUAAAGGAUAGGCUGGUCAAUGGAUUGGUACUUUUACCUAACAAUGAGGACGUAAAAUCGCUAUUAAUCGAGUCUAUAUCUUUUGAAGAAACGAUCGACAGUGAUUUACCACCAUUGCAAUUUCCAGAGGAUGACUUUUGGAAUGUAUUCAUUACCGUAGCAAAUUCAACUCUCGAAGUUUGGCUCAGGAUAAUUGGCCUUCAAUAUAGUGAUGCUUUUGAAGUUCUUCUAGCUGAUAUGGUCGAAUAUUAUGAUAAUGGUGGCACAACAUUGGACAAAUCUAUGAUUAUAAAAAAUGCUUGGUAUGCAGUAAAACUAGAUGACGGCGGAUGGCAACGAGCGAAAAUAUUAGAAAUCGAAGACGAAAAAGCGACCGUUUUCCUUGGAGAUCAUGGAGACGACGAUUCCGUUGAUUUUAACAACAUAAAAAUACUCGAACCACAAUUCCGAAAACUGCCUGCGCAGGCGGUCCUGUGCCGGCUGGAGGGCGCGGAGGAGCUGGCCGCGAGCGAGACUGGCGCGGCGUUGGUGCGGCGCCGCUUGCUGGGCGAGGUGCUGGUGGCCGCGCCCGGCCCGCGCACCGACCCCUCCGACCCCUCCGUGGCCGUCGUGCUGUACGACACGUCUACGCCGCGAGACCUCAACAUCAACAAGGAGAUCGUGCAUGACUUCUGCAUCGCCGGCGCUUUCUCGCUCACGCAGAAGCUGUGUGCGGUGGAGGUGGGCUGCGUGACGGAGGAGGGUCGUGUGUGGGUGUCGCGCGCGGGCGGCGCCGACACCGUACGCGCGGCGCUGGCGCUGCUGACGGCCGGUCCCUACCGCCGCCCGCUACCCGCCGCGCCGCACGCGCCGCCCACGCAACCCAACGCGCUCUACAUCGUUCGCACGCUCGACGGAGACUGGGUACGAUGCAUCAUCAUCAGCGGCCUGGACGGCGAGGGCACAGUGCGCACGCAACUGGUGGACAGCGGGCUCAUUUUACGCGCGCCGCUCUCAUCUCUCGUACCUUUAAACGCCUUCUCGCCGGCCCUCGACGCCUACCCCUACCAGGCGGUACAGGUGCGACUGGGCGCAGCGGAGCGCGUAGCGAGCAGCAUGGUGCAGCGCCUGCGUGAGCUGCUGGUGGGUGCGCCCGUGCUGUGCCGCGCGCUGCCCGCGUCCGCACCCGCGACUGCUGCUGCAGGAAGCCCGUCAGGCGCGCCCGCGCAGCACGUCGAACUGUUCGCGCGCUCGGGGCCCGAGAACUUCCUCGUGCCCGUCAACAUUUCGAUACUCAUGGAGUACGAGUAUCUUCAACUCGCCAACCCGAAGGAGGAGGAGAAGGAGACGUCGAAGCACCUCGAGGAGCUGCACAAGAAGAAGGAGCGCAUCUUCCGCACGGCGUCCGCGGGCGACGCGCGCGACCCCCGCGCCGCGCUGCCCCCGCCCGCGCUGCCCGCGCCCGGCAAGUGCUUCGACGUGUUCGUGUGCAUGGCCGCCAACCCCUGGAACUUUGUCGUUCAACCGAAUAGUACGAGACCUACGCUGCAAACGAUGAUGGCUUCGUUGCAAGUGGAGUGCCCGAAAAUACCGGAAUCUGAAGCUCCGACGAAACCAGCAAGCGGACAACUUUAUACGGCAUAUUACGAUAAAGACGAAUCUUGGUACAGGGUCGUGGUGGCGAACGCGGUGUCGACAGAGAUGGUGUCGGUGUAUUUCUGCGACUUCGGUGACCUGACGCUGUUCAGCACCAAGUCGCUGCGGCCCGUGCCGGCUACCGUACCGCUCGCGCGCUCUUUGCCGCCGCAGGCCAUCAAGGCGCGUCUCUACGAUGUGAAACCUCUUCAUCAAGACUGGACAGUUGAUGACUGUAUUAGAUUUCAAGACUUAUGUGUGGAACAACAAUUUGUUGGCGUUUGCAAGGAAGUUGGCAAAGAUCCGAUAAAUCCUACUGAACCGUUACUCAUCCUUGACCUUAUAGAUACCUCGACAGAUGAAGACAUUUAUAUAAACAAACAAUUAGUCAAUGAAGACAGAGCACGACUGGCUUCAGCUUCUUAAAUAUCGUCGUUUUAAUCCAACAAGUUUAAAAAAAUAUUGAUAACAUAUAGAUAAAAUAAAUUUAAAAAAUGUAUUUCGUCUGACCCGUUAGAUGUUUACGUUAUAUUUAAACGUGAUAUAUUCUCUUAAUUUAUGUGCACUCGUUGUUUAUAAAUACUUCGGUAAUUAUUGUUUCGUUGAUCUAUAUUGAGUUUUAUUUUCCGUCAAUUCUUAAUGACAUAAAAUUAAUAUUUCACUAAAUUAUCAACAUUAAAAAAGUAUAAACCAUUUUCUGUGCAGUUAAAACAAACAUUGUCUUAUCGCUAUGUUCUCGCGUGUAGUGAAUAUUGACAAUUUAGUAAUUUUCAUAUGAAUGCAUUUAUUAUGACUGAAGUUAUAUAUCAUUUUUUGCCUUACACAAGUAUGACUGUACAGAUCUGAUCUCAUUUGUUCUUUCUUUUUUUUUUUAAUAAUAAACUUAAGUUUAAGAGUCAGUCCAUGAACUUCCAUUUUUGUGAUUUUGUCUAAUCUUUUUAAAUGAAGGAAGGAUAUUGUCAAUUUUUUUUAAUAGUCAUUAACGAGAUUAAUCUCAUGUUCGUUACUAUAUAAAGAUACCUUGUUAUGUGAUAUUUAAGUUCUUGUUUAUAGAUUUUGAUUUUAUCUUAAUCCUUGUUAAUUUAAAAAUAUAUAAAAAAGAAAAUGUAUAAAAAAAAUCUUUAAACUCGGUAUAAAGACAUAUAUCAAGACUUAUUUUAUUUAUUCUGUGUAAACCACACAUGUUAUUCCAUUUAAUCUGAAAUGAUAUAGAGAUAAAAACAAUAUUAGUGCUUGCUUAUUAUUAUUACUAUGGUGACACUAUAUCUACAAGCAUUAGUUGACUUUAUUGCCUAUAAUAACCUGUAAUAACUGUUUGUGCACGAUCAAAAUAAAAGUACUGUGUAAUAAGU
Molecule: messenger RNA, 4466 nt
Organism: Nymphalis io (European peacock)
Lineage: Eukaryota; Metazoa; Arthropoda; Insecta; Lepidoptera; Nymphalidae
Gene: tapas
Product: tudor domain-containing protein 7
Exons: 21
Coding region: 298-3540 (1080 amino acids)
Biological process (GO): spermatogenesis
Source: RefSeq, a predicted model, not a curated record